Molecule: messenger RNA, 5458 nt
Organism: Octopus bimaculoides (California two-spot octopus)
Lineage: Eukaryota; Metazoa; Mollusca; Cephalopoda; Octopoda; Octopodidae
Source: RefSeq, a predicted model, not a curated record
UGUAGUCUUAGAGAACGUUUCACACACGUGUCUGCAGCCGUUGCCAGUCAAAAUGUCAGAUGGAUUGAUAUGAUAGAACUAUUAUAACCAACUUUACAAUAUGUGGUUUUGUGCCAUUACUAGAAAGUAACAUUAUAGUGCACGUUUAGAGGGGGGAAAAACAACAAACAAACCUCAAGAAACAAAUAUCUGGCAACAUUGAAAUUCCACAGGAUAUUUUGAAAGCUAAAAGAAUGAUAUCACAAACAUUAAAUGACUGUACGAAUUACAGUCAGAAAAAUUUCCUAUAGUGACUGAGAAUAUGUUUCUUGAACAACUUUUUGUGAUUACACAUGAGAAAUUUACCAUGACACUGCAACUGGAUUAUGAGAAUUGUUUUUUUUUAUUAUAUCUGAAUGCAUGCUUAGCCCUUUAGCAUUCAGAUUACUCUAUCAAAUGUAAUGCUUAUUUAUUUACAUUAUUUUGAAUUCAUCAUGCACUAUCACAUAGUUUCGAGAUUUCGAUGAUGUGACUGUUUACUUUUAAAAUGACAUUGUAGGAUAGGUGUGAGAGGCCAGAUCUGACUGAUUUGAAGAUCAAACAGGUAGAAUAUUUUGGCCGGAUAAGGCUAGUUUGAAUGGUAAAGAGUUAGUGGUUCUUUAUAUUUGAUUUUAUAAUUUCAAGAGUAAAAUCAAGAAUGUCUUCCGUUUUUCUGAAUUGGAUGUUGAAUAGUAAAACUUUAUUGUGAAGAGGAAACUAUGGAGGAGAAACAGUGUAAAAGUCAGGUUAUUAAUGAAACCCAGUCUGAAAGUAGUGAUUUAUCUGAUCAAUCUCAAAGAAAUAAAAGAAACAAACCAUAUGCCUGUGAAACAUGUGGAAAGACAUUUUUAAAAAACAGUUGUUUAAUCCAACAUAAAUUGAUUCACAAAAGUUCAGUGAUUUACCAUUGUGAAGUUUGUGGUAAAAGGUUUGCAAGAAAAAAUUCUAUGAACUGUCACAAGCGAAUACAUUCAGGAGAGAAACCACAUCGAUGUGAUAUCUGUGGAAAGACAUUCUCUCAGAGUUCUCAUUUAUCUAGUCAUAAACGUAUUCAUACAGGAGAGAAGCCAUAUGACUGUGAUAUUUGUGAUAAAACAUUUUCUCAGAAGACAAAUUUGCUGACUCACAGAUUUAUUCAUACAGGGGAAACUCGAUAUGAUUGUGAAAUCUGUGGUAAAACCUUCAUUGGCAGUGGUUCAUUACUGAAACACAAACGUAUUCACACAGGUGAAAAACCAUAUCCCUGUGAUAUUUGUGGAAAAGCAUUUUCUCGGAAUGAUGUUUUAUCAGGUCACCAACGUAUUCAUACAGGUGAAAAACCAUACCACUGUGAUAUCUGUGGUAAAACAUUUUCUUUGAAACCUACUUUGACUGCUCACAAGAGGACACACACAGGUGACAAGCCAUACCGCUGUGAUUCAUGUGGUAAAGGAUUCUCAAUGAGUAGUUCUCUGUCAGCUCACAUGCUUAUUCACACAGGAGAAAAGCCAUUCCACUGUGAUAUUUGUGGUAAAAACUUCGCUGUAAGUAGUGUAUUAAUUAGUCAUAAAAGUACCCACAAUGGGAAUAAACCAUAUCACUGUGAUAUUUGUGGUAAGACAUUCUCUUGGAGAUCUAGUGUAACUUACCAUAAACGUAUUCACACUGGUGACAAACCUUACACUUGUGAAGUUUGUGGUAAAUCAUUCUCAACAAGUACCCACUUAACUGCACACAAACGUAUUCACACAGGUGAGAAACCAUAUCUCUGUGGUAUCUGUGGUAAAAGAUUCUGUGCAAGUGGUCAGUUGUAUAAACAUAAAUAUGCUCACACUAAAGAUAAAUUAUUCUACUGUGAUGUCUAAUAAUACAAUCAAUCAACGUGCUCAUUUGUUCAUUCACAAAUGCCUUCACACUUCUAAGGAACUAGAUAACUGCGAAUUAUGUGGUAAGCCCUUGUAUCAGAUGAGAAACCAAAUGACUAUGAUGCCAACAAUAAAUCAUUCUCACAUACUAAUUUAACUACUCAAAUCAUAUCAUUGUGAAAAUCCUUCAUAUACAAUAGCUCAAGGUAAUUAGAUUGUGAUAUGUUUCCUUUUGAGACACAGAUUUAAUUGAAAUUUAUUGUAAAACAUCUUUGUUCAAUGAGUUUACAUAGUGUGUGUAUUGGAAAAUGUUUAUAGAAUUAUUUUUUUCCAUUUCUCAUAUCCAAGAGGAAAGCUGUAAAAUGCACAACUUUACUGUUUACCCUACUUAUAUGAAAAAUUAUUUAUGAUUAAGAAAUUUCACUAGAGAAACAUUUUCACAGUUUUAUAAAUAUAAGAUUACUCUUAUCUUUUAGCUUUCUCUUAUUUCUCAGGUAAACAGACAUAAAAAUUCCCUUGAACAGUAUGCUUAAUUUGAUGUAAAUUUAUUGUAAAUGAUAAAAGAAACUUUAAAUUUAUUAUUGUUUGGAAAUAUAUGACUAUUGCAUUUAAAUAUUUUCUGUUUGUAAUUUGAUCUAUUUCCUUAGCAUUUUUAUGAGCACUGGUCAACUGUUUUUCCUUUGAUACCAGUUUGAAAACCAGUGCAUGUUUACAUUAAACAGUAAUUAUUUACUAUCUCCAGAAAAAAGUACUACGUAAAACAUUUUAGAAUAUGAAGAAAAUUUCACAUGAUGUCUGCAAAAAGAAAGUAACUUAUCACAGUUAUCCAAUUAUCUCAUGAAUUAUACAUUAUGGCUUUAAAUAUUCUAGCAGCUACCAUUUUGUGUUCUAUCAUUAUUAUCAUCAUUUUAUGCAUUUUUCUUUUUCCUUCUGUUGUUGUUAGCAUGGGUUGAAUGGGUUGUCACUACUUGUCAUAGGUCUUCAUCAUCUGGCACAUGCAGCAGUUGGAAUUCAUAUCUUAUUCUAUGUAUGUUGGUUUUUGAUAUUGUUUUUACUUCUAAAUACCCUACCUAAUACAAACUAGUUAACAGCAUGGACUGGGUGCAUUUUAAUGUGCUGCCAGCACGGGAGGUUAUGUACAGUAGGGUUUGAAACUUCCCAUCUGUUUUCUCUUUUUAUUUAGAAUUUCUCAUCUCUUACAUAAGUUGCUUGUACUGUGAUUUGUGGGAUCUAUGUCUCCUCGGUUUAUUGCUUUGAAUAACAAAGGCUAUUUUUUUUCUUUUUUUGUUGCUGUUGGAUGUGAGUAUGAUGUAGUUAGUGAUAUGACAGUCAGUAUCACCAAAUAGGUGGCAUUGAACUAAAAACCCAAGAUACUAAACUGAAUUUUCUCAUUGUAGAAGUUAUAUCUACAUAUAAUUCUGCUCAUUUGUUCACGUAUUAUGCUUUAGUUAGUUAGAGAGGUGGAGUGAGUGAGAGAAAGAGGAGAGGAAGAAGUAGUGAAAGAUAUAUAAUAUUAAUAUGCUAAGGCCAGAUACAUCACAUGGUUAGCUGGAGGGAGAGGUGAAGAGUGAGAGAAAAGAGAGAGAGAGAGAAGUGUUAAUGAUAUGCAGUAGGGUGGGAAGGAAUAGUUAUUAUGUAGUUAAAAACUUAGCUGACGUGAAAGGUAAAGGGAAGGGGAUAUUUAGCAGAGGUUGGUGUUCUGGAGCUGGGGUUAAAUAAAGGCCAUCACUUAAUGCAUGUGCAUAAGUGCAAUUAUUUAUUGUGUGCUUGCUUGAAAAUUGAUAUAAGGGUUAAUUUAGCUUAAACUAAGGAUUCACAAAAAUGACAUUUGCAAGCUGCUCAAGAAAGAAUGCACAAAUAUAGAGCAUGGAUCAGAGAUGAACAGCAAGAAAAUAUAAUAAAAAGAGAAAAAAGACGAUACCGACAGAGAUGCAAGGAAAUGAAUGUAAAUAAACAUCAAGUAUAUUUAAAGAAAGUUAGACUGAGACAACAGGGAAAAGCAACAAUAUGCUUCAAGAUGAAUGUUAAAAAUAUUUAGAGAAACAAAGACUCAGACAAGAAAGAAUAGAUCACAUCCAUAAGAAUGAAUGAGCACUUCUCAAGCAGCAGAGAAAGGCGCAUAGACUUAGAAGAGAAAGCAUGAAUGCUGAAGAACUAUACAAUUUCAGAAAGAAAAGAAUACAUAAUGGGCAUCAUAGGAGAAAUGGCCUAGCAAUUAACGUUAAUGGUAGUGCAGAAGAAUUUCAUAUUGGUGAUCAUGGUGGUGCUUUGAAAUUUAGAAAUGAAAGUUACAGCUGUUGUAAUAAUGAAAAAGUUUUGUUGCCUUCAUUGCAAAUAUACCCUGAGAGACUGAGAAAUCUCUUUGAAGAAGAAGACCAAGAAGUAGCGGCAUUUUGCAGGAACAUCUGCAAUUACAACUAUGCAUUUUCUUGCGUUUUAUUUGGUGUUAAACAUGCCACGCGGUAGAGGCUCAUAUUACUUUUGUAUUCAGAGUCAAACAUAUCACAAUACCACACCUCUGUACCCUGGAGAAAAUGCACCACAAUGUGCUAAAUUAUUGACUUGAGUGAAGCUGUGCCACACAAAUUGGAAAGCACUGCCAAAUAAUGACUGCUCACCACAAACAAUGACCAUUAUAAGUGAGGUGUUGCAUGAAUGUAAUAGAUAUGGUGAAGUGUACAAUACAAUGCAUGCCAUCAAACAAGAAGAGAAAAAUCAUCCAGUACAGAAGAGGGUCAGAUAUAAGAUAUUACAAUUUACCAACUAGCAAUGAAAUAACUUGUUUUUGAGGGUAGAUGGCACACCACCUCUACAGAUAUUGUCAUCAGUACAUAUUGUAAAGCUGAGUUUGCGAGUGUGUGUGUUGCAUCUAUAGAAAUCCACACCUUACAAGAUAGCAAUCUGGGAGUCACACCAAUGGAUUCCUCAUGGUUGAAAAUGCCCGGAAUCGGCCAUUUAUUUUUUGAUUUUUUGCUUCCCAAGGGGUGGAUUUUUGCAUUAAAAAUAAUUUUAAACCAUAACUUCUAACGAUUUUCAAGUUGGAGAAACACACCAGCAUUUGCAAACAUGAGUUAAGUCCCCUUCUAGCGACAGUGUAAAGAGAGAGAGAUAACAGAUUUUUUAAAUUUUGUCUUUUUAGUGAGUGAUUAACAAACAAGGAUUGUUAUGUAUGUAUGUGUGAAUGGUUUCAGUCACACACACACACACGAACAUGUAUAUGUACAAAACACAUAUAUGCAAUAGGUGUGUGUUGCCUGUAUAUAUAUAUAUAUAUAUAACUUUUAUAAGUAAUAUUCUAAAAGAAUAUAUAACUGAACUUAUGUUGAGUGCUCAAUUAUCUUGAGCAAAUAAAUGUGUAUAUAUGUGUUUUUAUAUCAUUAAUAAAUUCGUAGAACUCAUCAAUAAUAUAUUCAGGAAAUCAAUAUUUAAUAUUUUGAAAGAUAUACAUCCAACAUAACAUGGUAACAUAAUAAAUUUAAAAGUUUAAAACAUAGAUAUACGGAAUAUAAAUAUGAAUACAUAUAAAAAUCUAAAAAUAGAUAUAUAUAUGUUUAAAUAUAUAUGCGUAUAAAAAUUUAUGUAUAAAUAAGCAUGAA